Messenger RNA from Ctenopharyngodon idella (grass carp), 2389 nucleotides. RefSeq names its product hereditary hemochromatosis protein homolog. The transcript is spliced from 7 exons. The record is from RefSeq and is a predicted model, not a curated record. Gene Ontology annotation, cellular component: external side of plasma membrane. Gene Ontology annotation, biological process: immune response. Lineage: Eukaryota; Metazoa; Chordata; Actinopteri; Cypriniformes; Xenocyprididae. The coding region runs from base 771 to 1802 and encodes 343 amino acids.
UAUCCUUUAAAAUAUAAAAGGUUAAUUUUCUUAAGAUUUUAUUUCAUUGAUAAACCAAUACCAGAGGGAUGCCACAAUGAAUAGCUUUUUGGGUUGACCUACAAACUGAUGUAAAGACUGAUCAACUCUAUUGCUAGUAAAAUAAAAAGAAGAUAAAAAAAUAAAUAAAAAAAAUUACGAUUGUUGCUGAUAUCACAUGCUGAAACAAUUUAGUUGAGUAAAGUUUAAAGUUAAAUUCCUAUAGGCUAUGGUCAUUUUGAUUUGAAAGUCUCUCACACAGUCUUGGCGCCAUCUUGUGUCUCAGUUAUCAAGUGUAGUGAAAUAAAUAAUAGGCUACAAUUACAAAUUAAUUUGAACUCAAAUCAAAAAUUAAUACCCAUGAAUUCAUUUGAUGAAAUUCAAUAGAUUUUGUAAUCUUAUUGUCUCUCUUUCUCUCUUUUUUUCAUUACGCUAUUGUCUCAGUCGUUUCAUCAUUUAAUUUUUUUGUUAUUUUUUUCUCGCAGUUUCUCUUUCAUUUUGGGUGCUUGUUAAUUACAUUAACGAACAGAAGUAAUAUCCUGAAUUUACUAUAUUUUGGAUGACUUUACAUGACGAUACAUUAUUCUUCAGAAGAAGUUGUAGGCUGUGUGAAAUGAAGUUCCCAUUUUCCCCGCCCUCAUCUUGAGUAAAAUUCCUACAUUCUGAAAAAUAGGCUAGUUGAAUAACUCGUUCCUUGUUUCCUGGCUCAGCCUAUGUCUUUGAAGAACAUGUUUUAACAGCUUGAGAAGAUCAUGAUCAAAUUAUUAGUUUUUCUAUGUGUGCUUCAGUCAGCUCCAACAACUGUAUCAACUGGUUCUCAUUCUUUGCGGUUGCUUGUAACAUACAUUAAAGGAGAGACAACAUUUCCUGAAUUUAGUGUCACAUUUAUGUUGGAUGACAUUACAGUUGGCCACUAUAAUUCAGAGACAAAGAGAUACAUUCCACGAGACAAUGCUACAAAUGAAGAUGAGAUCAUUUCUUACAUCUUUUAUGCAAUGAGGCAUGAUUUGCACCCUGUCCUUAUGAGAAGACUGACAUUUAAAAACUAUACAGAAAGUGUUCAGCUUUAUCAGGUGAUGAGCCAUUGCGAGCUGUGGGACAAUGAUAAGCCUGGACAAAUGAUUUCUAAGUUUGCUUUUAGCGGCUCUACUACAGAUGAAAUACGUUUGUAUGACAACAAGUUUACAUAUGAGAGCCCAAAAGAAAUGGCAACACUAUCGCUGGAGCUGGUCAAAUGGCGUCAUGAGACUAUAAACUACCCAUGUUGCAUAGCAACUCUCAGAAAUUACCUUAAAAAGAGAAAAUCUCAAGUGAAUAAGAAAGUGAAACCGCGAGUCAGACUCAUUCAGAAAGCAAACACAAAUUCUGGAGGGUCUCGUGUGAGUUGUUUGGCGACAGGAUUUUACCCUCGUCACAUCAACCUGACCCUGUUCAGAGAUGGACAGCCUGUAUCUGAUCAUGAGAUCACUGGAGGAGAUCUGCUGCCCAAUGGUGACGGGACGUACCAGAUGAGGAAGAGUCUGGAGAUCAGUGCAGACAAACACAAAUACACCUGCUCUGCCACACACCUCAGUCUGGACAACAAACUGGACGCCACUUUGGAAUUUGAUCCGGGUGAACCAUUUAAAUCAGUGAUUCCCUCAGUGCUGAUAGUUUCGGCUGUAAUGUUGGUGUUUGGGACUGGAGCCGUCAUAUAUAAAUACAGGAGACAAGCAGCAUCAUCUAAAGGUGAUUAUUCCUCUGCUUCGACAUCUGAAGAAAGCACUGACACAAAAUCAACAUGAAGCACAACAGGAAACAAAGAUGAGUGAAGCAUUUAGUAAAUGAACUAAGAACCUCUACCAAUUGUAAAAUUAAGAUGAUUGGAUUAUAAAGUAAAAAGAGUAACAGUAUUAACACAGUACAUCGUACUGCAGCAGCUACAAUCCUGUGAUGACAAAUGAAUCUUUUUUAACAUUUUGUACGGAUGCUCCUAGCAUUGCCUGCAUCUCAUUGCUUCUGCACCAUCCACGUGAAUGGCUUUGCGUCAUUAAUUUUGGAUUCAGUUUGCAGCUCCGCUUAAAUUUUACCUAUCAAAAUUUUUGGAUUCUCAAAAGCUGGUUUUGCAAUAGCACACAGAAGAUGUCUGAGACUUUUGAUUGGUUUAUAUGUAGAUAUGUAAAUAAUUUUAGACAUAAUUAUAACUAAUUAUGCCAUUAUUCAAAUCCCAAAGGAUUUUACCAUACACUGUAAGAAGAUUACUGGUAUACAUUUUACAAAAAAAAUACUAUUCCAGUACUUCACAUUUAAUUAAAUGUGUUCCUUGCUGUUUCUUUGUAAUUAUUUUGUGAAAUUUACUAACAAUUUCCAAGUAAAAUUGUUUAAAAGUACA